AUGGAAACCACCGAAACACUCAGCCUUUGCUUCUCUUACCGUACUGUCGAGCGAGAUCCUAGCGGAGGCCUAGAUUGGGGACAAAGAACACGCAUGUCGAUCAACGAUAUCACACUUCAGGCUUACCUACCAGAUGAAUUUUGGUUGCAGAUACGACCAGAAGUUGGUUGCGUCCUCGAUAAACUGUUAAUCGACUUAAGACUACGGCUACUUCAAGAAACGGACGGCAAGCACAUACUUCCUACAGAGUUAAAACAGCAUGCUUCAACACUGAACAGCCAGAACCUUCAAUUAGCAUCGAAAUGGAUCAAGAAGUGUGUCCGGUCACACCACAUAUGCAAAGCUUAUCAGUCGCAGCAGUCAGGAUGGCGACCCACGAGACUUGUUCAUGUGGGCUCAGAGUCUCAGCAACCAAGACUCAUUGUCCUAUCUGAGGAUUCCAUCGCAGCUCCCUACGUCGCAUUAAGUUAUAGCUGGGGAUCAGGUUACAGUGCUACUCUUUGUCUCGAGAAUGUUCACGACUUCCAAAAGGAAAUCCCGGCUGAAAGUCUACCAAACACCAUCCAAGACGCAAUCGCUAUCACCAAAACACUCGGCUACGAAUAUAUAUGGAUCGACGCGCUUUGCAUUAUCCAGGAUUCAAAAGAAGACUGGAUAGAGCAGUCUUCAAUGAUGGGCGAUAUAUACGGUUCAGCAACUUUCACCCUUGCUGCGGCUGGAAACCCAAAUGUCAAAGACACAAUGUCCUGUCGUAGGAAUCCCCGUGCUAUUCGACCUUGUGUGGCAAAUAUCAAACCGAACACGAGGUACCUAGGGCUCAGUUACCCAUGGGCGAUAUACCCGAACCAACCGGAACGUCUACUGGCCAAUACUAUCAACGAAAGCCCACUAAGUCGUCGUGCCUGGGCAUUACAAGAGCUUCUAGUGUCACCCAGAACCUUGAUAUUCGGGCCAAAACAAAUGGUGUGGUCUUGUACCAAUGUAGAAGCAAGUGAAACAUUUCCUUUGGGUCUUGAUCCCAAGUUCAUUACGCCAUUAAACGAAGACACGAGCUUGUCGCAUCUUCGUCAAAAGCUAAUGAGAAUGUCGAAAGAAGACGAGUCACCAUCUGAAUUCUGGGAUAGCUUUAUCUCCAGAUAUACCAGGGCGAAGUUGACUGUCGGGUCUGAUACCUUGGUAGCUUUACAGGGGAUCGUUGAAAGAAUCAUCACAAUAGCUGGGACCGGCAACGAUCCGAAUGGAGUUCCGAGGAAAUUAGAUUAUGUGGCAGGCCUUUGGUAUGAUCGAAAUUUCCAACGCAGUCUUCUUUGGCGCCCAAAAUCCGGCUUACCACGUCGCCGUCCGGACACUUACCGGGCUCCCUCUUGGAGCUGGGCAUCACUUGAUGGUGAAAUCGAUUCUUAUGACGAAUAUGUCCCUUGGAUUUGGAAUCAAAAAGAUGUCGAACUCGCAAGCAUUGUGGAUAUUUCCAUCGAACCUCGAGAUGUCCAUGGAUCUCUGCCCACUGGCAAGGUCACGGGUGGAUAUCUUGACAUGAAGUGUUAUCUACGACCAUGUCAUCUACUAAAGAAUUUGACCGCAACUGAAUCGCAAAUGGAUGAAGAAUCAUCUGAUGCCUUGAUCAUCACUACUGAGCAACACCACAGACGUAUCGGUGACGCCUCCCUCGAAUCUUACGAAGAGGAGAGGGAUCCAAGCAAAAGGUUACCGAAAUUUGCCAAUUCAUGCAUAUUGGACUUUCCAGAUGAGAUACCAGAGUCAAAAUGGAUACAGGUUUAUUGCGUCCCGCUGCAGUUAGCUUGGCGUCAGACCGAUCGCUACGAGCAGUCGAUUUGGGAAAGCUACGAAGGCCUGGUCCUGAUGUCUACAGAAGAUGACUCUUCUGCUAGAACUGGUAAAGAGUCCGAAGAGUCCGGGUCAGGGUUGGAUACCUCUACUUGUCUAGAUUCUUUGCCAGUUACACAGACUUUCCGUCGAAUUGGCACAUUCACUUUCAACCUACAAGAAGAUAAUCGAGAAGCUAGGGAGGAUGACCUUUUCGGCCCAAUGACUCAUUACAAGGAUAAUGCGCCAACGAGAAAAACAGAAUCAAUUAGAGUUAUAUAA
Molecule: messenger RNA, 2106 nt
Organism: Fusarium venenatum
Lineage: Eukaryota; Fungi; Ascomycota; Sordariomycetes; Hypocreales; Nectriaceae
Product: heterokaryon incompatibility protein-domain-containing protein
Source: RefSeq, a predicted model, not a curated record